AUGGAAUCACCAGAUGGGGUUCCAGAUGAGGGUGAAGUCACCGAAUUGAUCGAGGGCCAAAGACUGCUCUCGCAACUGCAAGCUGAGCUGCUGCUGGCACAGGCGGAAGGGGAGCUUCUUGGUGCCGAAGCAGCAGAGGACCAUGGAGCACCAUCAUCGCUGCACGCAGAGGUCGCAAGCCUUGCUACUGCGCUGUCGGAGCGCCAAGCUGAAGUUCGCAACUUGGAGGCUCGAAGGGCGCAGGCAGAAGAUGAUGUGCGGCUUGCGAGACAGCGUGUGACCACUUUUGAAGUUUGGUCCCAUGCAGCUCAUGUCGAACUUCGGCAGGUGGCCACGGAGUUCGCAGAAGAAAGGGAGGCCGAGGCCAAAGAGCAGAAAGAGGCAGCCCGGCGCUGCGCUAGCCCAAGGCCUCUUCAGGCGGCUGUGCCCCAUGGAGGCGCCUUGGAUCUGCCGCGGCCGAGAGUUUCAGAG
Messenger RNA from Symbiodinium necroappetens, 471 nucleotides. NCBI's taxonomy places the organism in Eukaryota, Dinophyceae, Suessiales, Symbiodiniaceae. The record is from the annotation of a GenBank genome assembly.